CCACUGUUGUCUUCAACCCCAGAGACAGAGAGUAUCACAAUACAGCAGACGGUAUAUAUAUAAUACAAUACAGAGAGAUAUAUAGAGAUAGAGUGAAGGGCCAAAACGCAAAGAAGAACUAGAGAGAGAAAGUGUGAACAAUCUUCUACAUGCAGUUCUUCUCAAGCUUCGCACAAGCCAAAAUGUCCAAGAUCUUCAUUGCUCUCUGCUUCAUAACCACUCUGAUCAUCUCUUCAUCUCCAUCAUCACACACCGUCGAUGCGAGUAGCGGGGGCCACCAAACCCAUCUGGGCUGGCUACCCACUACUAGAUCCGGCUGCCGUGGGUCCCUCGCUGAGUGCCUCGCCGCCGGAGAAGACGACGAGUUCGAGCUCGACUCCGAGAUCAACCGGCGCAUCCUAGCCACCACCAGAUACAUCAGCUACGGUGCGCUGCAGAGGAACAGUGUCCCCUGCUCCAGACGUGGCGCCUCCUACUACAAUUGCCGGCCGGGUGCACAGGCCAAUCCGUACACCCGCGGAUGCAGUGCUAUUACCCACUGCAGGCGUUAGUUUCUUCGUCUUCCAUUCAUUUUUAGUUUUUUUUUUUUUUUUUAAAAAAAAAAAUUUCAUAUGGGAUUGUUUGUCAUACAAUGAAUUGGUGAUGGGUCUCUGUUGUCUACGAUUGAAGAUAUUGUUUUUAUAAAUUUAUAUUUAUAUUUGUGUUGUCUGUAAGAUCAUACUUUUAUAUUAUUUUCUCAUAAUUUGUCUCUGAUUCACAUAA
This is a messenger RNA of Cornus florida, 762 nucleotides long. Its product is annotated as rapid alkalinization factor. The record is from RefSeq and is a predicted model, not a curated record. Lineage: Eukaryota; Viridiplantae; Streptophyta; Magnoliopsida; Cornales; Cornaceae. The transcript has a single exon. The coding region runs from base 150 to 551 and encodes 133 amino acids.